AUGGACAAGGACAAGCUUGCACAGCUGCUGCAGGCCAGCCAAGUUCCCAACACGGAGCAAGUCAAGGCCGUCACGGCCGAUCUCCAGAAAAAUUACUACUCGCAGCCCGAGUCGCUGCUCCUCCUCAUCGAAAUCGCCCUCACCCACAGCCAUGGUGCCGUCCGACAGCUCGCCGCUGUCCAGGCACUCCGCCUCGUCCCCAAGCACUGGGAGCGCACCCCCGAGGCCCAGAAGCCCCUCGCCCGCUCCCACCUCCUCGACGGCACCCUCAACGAGACGUCGUCGACCACCCGCCACUCCCUCGCCCGCCUCGUUGCCGCCAUAGUUGGCCUCGACAUGGAGCAGGGCCAAGGAGACGACUUCCUCAAGCAGCUGCUGCCCCUCAAUAAUAGCUCCAGCGUCAUCGCCAGAGAAGUGGGCUCCUACAUCCUCUUUGCCAUGCUCGAGGACGAUCCCACCCACUUCAGCGACCACACUCACCAGCUGCUCGACCUUUUCCAGGCCCGCAUCGAGGACCCGGAGAGCAGGGAGGUCCAGAUCAACGUGGUCCAGGCCAUUGGCGCCAUCCUCAUGAUCAUCGAGCCUGAGGAAGACCCCCAGGCCCUCAAGGCCAUGCAGGCCUUCCUCCCCAACUUAGUCAACAUCCUCAGCGCAACCGUCGAGGCCGGCGACAACGACAAAUACAAGACCGUCUUCGAAGUCUUCCACUCCUUUCUCGCCUACGACUCUGCCCUCCUCUCUCUCCACCUGCGCCAUCUGCUGCAGUUCAUGGUAGACCUGGCCGCCAACGCCGAUGCUGACCAAGACGCCCGCACUCAAGCCCUCGGCUUCCUCAUCCAGUGCGUCCGCUACCGCCGCAUGAAGAUCCAGGCCAUGAAGGACAUGGGCCCCCAGCUCAUGGUCAAGGCCAUGCACAUUGUCACCACCCUCGACGCCGACGACGAUGACGAGGACAUGUCCCCGGCUCGGACCGCCAUCAGCCUCAUCAACACCCUCGCCAACGAGCUGCCUCCUCGCCAGGUCAUCGUCCCGCUCCUCGACCAGUUCCCCUCCUUCGCCACCAACCAGAACCCCGGCUUCCGCAUGGCCGCCAUGCUUGCCCUUGGCAACGCUGCCGAGGGUGCUCCCGACUUCGUCUCGACCCAGCUGCAGCCAUUGCUGCCUACCAUACUCAACCUGCUGUGCGACUCGGAUGGCCAGGUGAGGCACGCCGCACUCGUCGGUCUUAUCCACCUGGCCGAGGAAAUGGCCGAUGAGAUGGCCUCGCAUCACGAGCAGAUCAUCUCGGCUGUCCUCAAAAACCUCGAGGCCGCCUCCCAGGGCUCCCCGGACAAGCAAAACGUGAGCAUUGUUCGAUGCGCAUGUGGGGCCUUGGACACCUUUGGCGACGGCGUCGACACCAAGAUCAUGGCCCAAUACGGCCCCAGCUUGAUCGGGCCCAUGGUCAAGCUCCUCGACCACGACGACUUUGGCGUCAAGGCUGCGGCUGCGUCCGCCAUCGGUGCGAUAGCUUCGUCCAUGGACAAGUCGUUUGAGCCCUACUUUGAAGGUGUCAUGAAGGCGCUCGCGAAGUUCGUCAUGAUCAAGGACAAUGAUGAUGCCAUGAACCUAAGGAGCUCCACCUGCGACAGCCUGGGUCGCAUCGCCAUGGCGGUCGGGCCCGAAGCCUUCCAGCCCUACGUCAUGGACUUGAUGAAGGCCAGCGAGGAGGCCCUGGGCCUCGACAACCCCAGACUCAAGGAGACGAGCUUUAUUCUCUGGUCUAAUCUGUCCAAGGUUUACCGCGAGCAGUUUGACCAUUUCCUCGACGGUGUCUUCAAGGGCAUCUUUGCUUCAUUGGAGCUCGAGGAAGAGGAAAUAGACCUUCCUGGCAUUGAUGUCAGCCAGCUGGGCGACGGUGCUUUGGUUGUCGGCGGCAAGCGCGUCAAGGUCAAGGCUCCGGACAACGAGCACGAUCUCGCCAUUGCCACCGGCGGAGAUGACGAGUGGGACGACAUCGAGGACCUGGAGAACCUCGGUGCCGUCACUGCCGUUGCUCUGGAGCAGGAGAUUGCACUUGAUGUCCUUGGCGACGUCAUCACCAACUGCUGCAGCAGCGGCAACCUCGAGACUUACGCUGAGAGGGUCAUUGACAAGGUUGAGCCCUUUGCCGAGCAUACUUAUGAGGGGUGUCGCAGGACGGCAAUCUCCACCCUUUGGCGCACAUACGCACGCGUCUUUCAGGUCUGGGAGGAGAGCGCCGGAGUCAAGUGGCAGCCCGGUAUGCCUCCGAACCCCACGCCGCCGCCGUCCAUCAUCAAGAUGAGCCAGACCCUCUACAAGGCCACCAUGAGCAUCUGGUGCGAGGACAGUGAACGGUCUGUCAUCACCGACGUAAAUCGAAAUGUCGCCGCCACCCUGAGAGCUUGCGGCCCCGCUGUCUUGGUUUCCAAGGACGACAUGCUCCAGGAGCUGGUGUCGGUUGUGGGUCUCAUUCUUACGCGCUCGCACCCCUGCCAGCAGGACCUGGGAGACGAGGAGGAGGAGCAGGAAGUCGACAGCGGAUCUUCCGAAUACGAUUGGCUCGUCAUCGACACUGCCCUCGACGUCGUGGUCGGCCUCUCCGCCGCCCUUGGCUCUGCCUUUGGCGAGUUGUGGAAGAUUUUCGAGAAGCCAGUCCUCAAACUGGCCAGCUCCACCGAGGACCUGCACCGGUCCACGGCCGUCGGCACCAUUGCCGAGGUGACAAAGUACACCGGCGAGGGCAUCUCUCCGUUCACAGAGUCGCUGAGCCAGGCACUGGGCCGGCGUCUGACGGACCCGGACUCUCUGGCCAAGUCCAACGCCGCCUAUGCCAUGGGUCUGUUGAUCUUGAAGUCGAACGACGUGAACAAGACGGUUCCCCUCUUUCCGCAGCUGUGGGAGAAGCUGGAGCCACUGCUGUCCAUGAAGGAGAUGCGCAUGACGGACAAUGUUGCCGGCUGCCUGGCGCGCAUGAUGAUGAAGCACGCAGACGGCGACUUUGUCGCCCAGGCGCUGCCCGCCAUUGUUAACGCCCUUCCGCUGACAGAGGACUACGAGGAAAACGAGCCCAUCUAUCAGUGCAUCUACAACCUUUAUGAGCGAGGCAACCAGACUGUGGAGCAGCUGACGCCUCAGCUCGUCGGGAUCUUUGAAAGGGUGAUGGGCCCGCCCGAGGACCAGCUGGAGCAAGACACCCGGGAGUUGCUGCACAGGACGGUCCAGACACUGUACAAGGCAAAGCCGGAGCUGCUCUCCAACAAACCUGGCCUGCUGCAGUUGGCCGGUGCGCAGUGA
Hirsutella rhossiliensis is the source of this 3297-nucleotide messenger RNA. RefSeq names its product HEAT-like repeat domain-containing protein. The transcript is spliced from 4 exons. The coding region runs from base 1 to 3297 and encodes 1098 amino acids. Gene Ontology annotation, molecular function: small GTPase binding; nuclear import signal receptor activity. NCBI's taxonomy places the organism in Eukaryota, Fungi, Ascomycota, Sordariomycetes, Hypocreales, Ophiocordycipitaceae. The record is from RefSeq and is a predicted model, not a curated record. Gene Ontology annotation, biological process: protein import into nucleus. Gene Ontology annotation, cellular component: nucleus; cytoplasm.